AUGAUCUCCUUUGCUAAUCGAAGCUUCUUUGUGCUAAAGAAGGAGUUUCAAGAGAUUCAUGAAAUAAACAAUGCAAAAGUAACUGAUUCUUCCUACUGCACGACAUAUACAGAAUUAAGCAAUUGGUCUCGUGAAGAUUGCUCAAGACUUAUCUCAAAGCUUAUCAGUAAUGGUACUUUUCUUAAACCUCUGCGUCUGCCAAAUCUAUGCCCCAAAUUAGCCGUGCUAAAUGAGGAGAGCCGUUACAUAGGCUGUUUCUACUACGAGCGAGCACAGCCGCCCCUUCGAUUGGUGUUUUAUAACGAGACGCUGCGCAACUCCCCUAACCAUUGUAUCCGCACAUGUCGAUGGGCGGGUUUGGCAUUUGCUGGCUUAGCGGAGGGCUCUCUUUGCUACUGCGAUCGGCAAUUGCCCGUCUUCAUGCUACCAUCCUCAUUAUGCGGAACUGUCGCAUGUCCUGGGGACCCCUCGGUGAUGAAUUGUGGGAGUGAAAUGGCGAUCGACAUCUUCAUUAUCGGCGCCGUUGAUUCUCCUCCCUCUGCUUCUUCGUUCACCGCAGUGGCCCCUGUCAUACCACUGGAUCGCCUGGCAUCGAUUUCCUCAGAGGAGUUUGACAGCGUGAAAAUCGUCUACGUCCUUAUACUUACGGGUAGAAGUUGGCGACAUGUGCAGAGAAUGUUCCGUCUUCUUUAUCACACUUCUAACUACUUCUACAUCCAUGUUGAUUUGAAAAGUGACUAUCUAUACUCUCGGUGCCAAAGUCUAGCCAAGUUGUUCCCGAACAAUGUAUACGUAACUCCCAACCGCCAAAAUCCGAUUUGGGGUGCGCCCAGUUUAUUAGAUCUCUUGCUCUCUAUUUUGGAAGAUCUCUUCUCUAACUUUCCUCAUUGGAAGUGGGACUUCUUUAUCAAUCUUAGCGAAACUGAUCUGCCAGUUAUGCCGGUUGGAACAUUGGUGCGCCUGCUUGACUCUCACCGCGGACGGAUAUUUGUGAAACAGACGGCUGAAGAGAUAUUUAAAUAUAUCCACUCCGAGGGUUUACAGUAUGCCUUUGUCCAAUGUGGGAAUUAUGUGUGGCGAGCUGGUGCACGUCCUCCGUUGGAUGGAGUAGUCAUCCACGGGGGUUCGGACUGGCUGAUACUGCCACGCGACUUCGCCUUCUAUGCUGUUUUUUGCAAUGACAGUCUUGUACAAGGUCUUCGAAUUUGGUUUCGGAAUGCAAUUCUCCCGGUGGAGAGUUUUUUUCACACCCUCGCCUACAACUCCCACUUCUGUGAGAAGGUCGUUAAUGCCAACCUUCGACUUACUAACUGGCAACGUCCACGAGGUUGCAGCUGUAAAAAGACCACCGUAGCCGAUUGGUGUGGCUGCUCACCCUCCGUGUUCUCUGGUCCACAAGCUCUUCUUCGACUGCAUGAGGCGCUAAAUGUUGAUGAUAGUCCAUUAGCCUUUGGAAGAAAAUUUGACUCCACAAUCGACGUUGCUAUGGUGAACUACAUGGAAAAACGCUUGUUAGGACGACAUCUACCUUCUGACGAAAAUCUCGAUCUUUACCUUGAAUCAAUCUUUUCUUCAGAAUUCGAUGGAAGGAAGGCACCUUUAUGUAUGCGAAGUGGCAUAAAUGAUUUACUCAAGGUGGCAUGUGAAUUUGCCAAGUCUUCUGAAACAAAUCGCCGCUUGUGUCAUGAGUUACUGGCUUCCGGCACAAAUGAUCUCUCAUCAAAGCAGAUGGAUGUUUUCGCUCUCUUCAAUGCCACCGACGUCCUUGGUGGACUGAACUAUACACAUAUGGGCAUUCAUCUCGAUCAGGAUGGCUUUCUACCCAGGGAAGUGAUCAGUUCAACGUUACCCCUGCGUCCACUCCACCCUCCUAAAUUGGUGCUUCGUCUACCCUUUAUGGAAGUGCUCUUUCGACUUGACAACACCUCGACACAGGCCUGGAUCUCACCUCGCCCUCCAGAUACUUUGAGUCCUGCUGAGCUCUUUUACUUUGAGGUUGGGUUCGGUUUCGACGUAAAAGAACUCAUCUUCCGCAAUUACCACCGGUUUACGCCGACCUGGCAAGACGCUGGUCUUUUGACUCUCUUGGUGAUUUGGCGUGACUGCAAGGAGGAUGCCACACCUUUGAGGGUCAGUCUGUUCAAACCCGGAGUGGAGUCUGCUGCCUGCGAGCUCAUCAUUCCGCGCAGCAUUCUCAGGGACGCUCCAUACCCCGGUUUACCAGGUUUUCGUGCGUCUUUUAUCGAACUUGAUCUUAUCCAUUGUGUUAGCGGAAGGAGCGAUGGCGUGUGGAAGAUUGCGAUAGAGGAUAAGUGGGCAAGCUUCAGUGUGGGUCAAAUCAAUAAACCUAUAUGGAAGGUGGACGACGUCUGUGGAGCUUGGGCGGGAGCACAAUGCAGCACAAAGGUGUGGAGUUCCGUUAGGAUCGAUCGAAAGUCUACUCUGGGUCAGUUUGAUGCUGCCACAGGAUUUCUGCUACUUGGCGAGUCAGAUGCAAACCUUCUUGACAUUGCUAUCUGA
Hydatigera taeniaeformis is the source of this 2520-nucleotide messenger RNA. The record is from the annotation of a GenBank genome assembly. NCBI's taxonomy places the organism in Eukaryota, Metazoa, Platyhelminthes, Cestoda, Cyclophyllidea, Taeniidae.